AUGACGACCUCUGCUGGCGGAGAAAGUAAACAACUACCCCCCUCCUCCUCCUCCUCCUCCUCUACAUUUCCUCACUUCCCAGACCUCCCUCUCGAGCUCCGGAUCCAAAUAUGGCAACACGCCCUCCACUCCGCAAGGAACAGCGUGAUUCCCGUCGUUAUCAACCACCACCCCCUCCUAACAUUCCAUUCCUGCAUCACACUUCACGGCAGCUUUUGCGGGCAACAUGGUCAUUGCCCACUAUACAAUCCCGAUUCCGCUCAACAGCCGAGCUCUAGCUUGGUGAGCAUGAUCAACGGCUACUUCUGCCUCGGCGCCAACACCCCCGACAUCGACGACGCGGGGGUAAGGGAGCUCAGCAGAGUGUGUAGGGAGUCCCACCAAGUUUUCUUGUCCAUGUACCCGGAGACGAUGACGGUGUAUAGAGAGAUGUGGUAUCCCAAUGUUGAAAUCCAUCCGCGGCGUCGCGUGCGGUGUAAUCCCAAGACGGACACGGUGCUUGUCACCGCCCUGACGAGUUAUGCGUCUGAGCAGAGACACCCGAGUUCGUUGAUUGAUGGGGUGGGGGAUGCGUAUCAGGAUGAUUUGGGGAGGUGGUUCCCGCCGCGGGAUACUGCGGGUGCGUUUGAGGGGUUUAGAAGGAUUGUGGCGGGGUGGAGGAGGGUGGUGUUUGGAUUCCUGGACGAGUUUGAGACGCCUAUACCGUCGUUGAGGCUCUCGGGAACCUAUGAGGACCCGCAGUUUCGGCGGUUCUUGGUGUUUUUCGAGGGGCUUGAGUGGCUUUAUUUGUGCGCCGAUAAGGGACACGUGAUGGCGGGGACGGAGACGGAGAGGGAGUGGGAGAGGAUGGAGCGUGUUGGGGAGAGCUGUGAUGGUGGUGGGUCAGUGGACGACGACAACUGGUAG
This is a messenger RNA of Pseudogymnoascus verrucosus, 906 nucleotides long. RefSeq lists its product as uncharacterized. The coding region runs from base 1 to 906 and encodes 301 amino acids. The record is from RefSeq and is a predicted model, not a curated record. Lineage: Eukaryota; Fungi; Ascomycota; Leotiomycetes; Thelebolales; Thelebolaceae. The transcript has 2 exons.